Messenger RNA from Cheilinus undulatus (humphead wrasse), 2687 nucleotides. RefSeq names its product advillin (gene avil). The record is from RefSeq and is a predicted model, not a curated record. Gene Ontology annotation, molecular function: phosphatidylinositol-4,5-bisphosphate binding; actin filament binding. Gene Ontology annotation, biological process: barbed-end actin filament capping; actin filament severing; actin polymerization or depolymerization. Gene Ontology annotation, cellular component: cytoplasm; actin cytoskeleton. The transcript is spliced from 20 exons. Lineage: Eukaryota; Metazoa; Chordata; Actinopteri; Labriformes; Labridae. Bases 89 to 2542 code for a protein of 817 amino acids.
GAUAGAGACAGAGAGAAAAAUCUGCAAACAGGAAAAGCAGAAAACGGAGCUACAAUAGGGCCACUGAAGGCAAGAGUAUCUGAGCAGCAUGGAGCACACAUUUAGAGCAGUGACGCAAAGCCCUGGGAUCAUUAUCUGGAGGAUUGAGAAAAUGGAGCUGGUCCAAAUCCCAGAGAAAUCCUAUGGAAACUUUUAUGAUGGUGACUGCUACCUGAUUCUGUCUACUCAGAAGGUUAGCUCUUCUCUGAGUUACGACAUCCACUACUGGGUCGGCUGUGAGUCCUCUCAGGAUGAACAGGGAGCAGCAGCUGUUUACACUGUCCAGCUGGACGAGUUUUUAGGCUCCAGCCCAGUCCAGCACCGCGAGGUUCAAAACCACGAGUCCGAUACCUUCAGGGGCUACUUCAAACAGGGGUUAAUCUAUAAGAAAGGUGGAGUGGUCACAGGCAUGAGGCAUGUUGAAACCAACACGUAUGAUGUGAAGAGGCUGCUUCAUGUGAAAGGGAAGAAAAGAGUGACUGCCAAAGAGGUGGAGAUGAGCUGGAAGAGCUUCACCCUGGGUGAUGUGUUUUUAUUGGACAUUGGUAAGAUCAUCAUUCAGUGGAACGGACCCAAGAGCAACAGACAGGAAAAGCUCAAAGGCAUGUUAUUGGCCAAAGACAUCCGAGACAGGGAGAGAGGAGGCCGGGCAGAGAUCGGAGUGAUUGAGGGUGAAGCUGAGUGUGACUCUCGUGAGAUCAUGGAAAUCCUGAACAAUACCCUCGGUGAAAGAACCUCUGAGCUGAAAGAUGGACCUCCUGAUGAAACCGCUGACCAGGAACAGAAGUCAAAACUCACACUCUACCAUGUUUCAGAUGCUGAUGGCCAGAUGAAGGUCACAGAAGUUGCUACAAAGCCACUGAUCCAAGAUCUCCUCAACCAUGAUGACUGCUACUUCUUGGAUCAGGGAGGGAUGAAGAUCUUUGUGUGGAAGGGGAAGAGAGCAAACAAAGCUGAAAGACAAACAGCUAUGAGCAGAGCUUUGGAGUUCAUCAAAGCCAAAAACUAUCCAUCCACAACAAAUGUGGAGACAGUAAAUGACGGGGCAGAGUCAGCUCUGUUCAAACAGCUCUUCAGCAGGUGGACUGUGAAGGACCAGACUCAAGGUCUGGGCAGAAUGCAUACCAGGGGAAAAGUGGCUCAUAUCACACAGGAGAAAUUUGAUGCCUCUCUGAUGCACGUGAUGCCAGAGGUCGCUGCACAGGAGCGGAUGGUUGACAAUGGUACAGGUCAAGUAGAGGUGUGGAGGAUUGAGAAUGUGGAGCUUGAGCCUGUGGACCCUGAACAGUAUGGAUACUUUUAUGGAGGAGACUGCUACCUUAUCCUCUAUACUUACCUUGUCAACAACAGGAAGUGUUACUUGCUCUACAUGUGGCAGGGCCGUCACGCAACUCAGGAUGAACUGGCUGCCUCUGCGUUUCAGGCCGUGAAUGUGGAUCAAAAGUACGGUGGUGAACCGGUUCAAGUGAGAGUUACAAUGGGCAAAGAACCGAGGCACUUUAUGGCGAUUUUUAAGGGGAAAAUGGUCAUCUUUGAGGGUGGCACAUCUAGAAAAGGUAACACUGACCCAGAGCCUCCUAUAAGGCUGUUUCAGGUUCAUGGUUCUGACCCGUCCAACACAAAAGCCAUUGAGGUUCCCGCCCUGGCAUCCUCCCUGAACUCAAAUGAUGUGUUUCUCCUGAGGAGCCAAUCAGGGAUUUAUCUGUGGUGUGGGAAGGGGUCCAGUGGGGACGAGAGAGCAAUGGCAAAGGAGGUGAGCACUGUGAUUAGUCAGGGCUCACAGAGAGGCGCUGAGGAGCUGGUGGCAGAGGGUCAGGAGCCUGUUGAAUUCUGGGAGUUACUUGGAGGGAAAGCUCCCUAUGCGUGUGACAAGAGACUACAGCAGCUGGUCUUAGACCAUCAGCCACGCCUGUUUGAAUGCUCCAAUAAGACUGGCUGUUUCAAAGUGGCUGAAGUGACUCAAUUCACACAGGACGACCUCAGUGAGGAUGACAUCAUGCUGCUGGAUACCUGGGACCAGGUGUUUCUGUGGAUAGGUAAAGAUGCCAAUGAGGUUGAACGCAAAGAAUCAGUGAUCACGAGUCAGGAGUAUCUGCGCACGCAUCCGGGAAACAGAGACCCAGAGACUCCCAUCAUCCUUAUCAAACAGGGAUUUGAGCCACCCACUUUCACAGGGUGGUUCACAGCCUGGGAUCCCUCCAAGUGGAGUGGAGGGAAGAGCUAUGAGGAGUUAAAGAAGGAACUGGGAGACAUAGCAUCACCUGUUCAAGUUUCAACUGAGCAGAGCAGUGCUCAAAGUGAGAAAAACUAUCAGUCAUUUCCACCUGACACUCUGAUCAACAAACAGGCCAAUGAGCUGCCUGACGGUGUUGAGCCCACCCAGAAGGAGAAAUAUCUUUGUGACUCUGACUUCUGCUCCGUGUUUGGGAUCACAAAAGACGAAUUUGUGAGUUUACCACGCUGGAAACAGCUCAACAUGAAGAAAGAGAAAGGGAUGUUUUAAUCACAAUGUUUUCUCUACUUUAAUCAGGCUUCUAAUUAUUUGUUAAAAUGCAAAUUACUGGCCUAUCACUUUAGCUCUGUCUGUAAAUGGUUUUAUUCAGAGAUUUGUUUAGUGUUGCACAAGUCUCAAAUACUUUGUUUUUCCU